AUUUCCGGCUUGAGAAAAUGACGUUAAUUUUCAACUGAUGUCAAAGGUUGCGGUCAGAUUCAUGCACAACACAUGCAGUGGUAAUCGUCAUACCUCAGUGUUCGUAACUGGGAUCGGGAUUACGUUUUUAACUGAUGUACGUUUUAAGAAUAAGCGAUUAUAGUAAAUUGUCAAGUUAGCUGCUUGGUAGUUAUCACAUCAAGCCAAGCACAGCUAACGAGCUUGUUAGCAUAAAUCCAUAGAUUUGGCAAUGUCAACACCAGAGCCAUUGCCCGUACCACCGGGCUCAGUAUCACCGGCAGCGGGUCAAAUGUUUGGGAGCUGUUGGAGUUGUCGGAUUCUUUCAGGUGGAGGUCUGCUGUUAGGAGCUGGAUAUGUCUUCCUAGCCGCCCGAAAAGUAAUGCGCCAAGGUGGGACAACCUCUAUAGGAACUGUCGCACAAGUCGCGUUUGCAGCAAGUUUGGCUGCUUGGGGAGUUGUGGUCAUCGCUGACCCUGUGGGGAAAUCACACAGGAAGGCGUGAAGAUGCUCUGACAGAUGGAAUUAUUUGAAGCUGCUGAAGUACAAGCCAUGGUCAUAUCAAAGAUCACUUUGGCAGAUAGUGAUCUUGGCAUAAUGGAUGAGAACAUGCCAAAGACUAUUCUCAUCAUCUGUCAGUGUGACUUGUCUAUAAUACAUUAAAUAAAUUGAGAACAUGUGCACUUGGAACUACCUUGUGCAAGU
Messenger RNA from Salmo salar (Atlantic salmon), 723 nucleotides. RefSeq names its product distal membrane arm assembly component 1 (gene dmac1). NCBI's taxonomy places the organism in Eukaryota, Metazoa, Chordata, Actinopteri, Salmoniformes, Salmonidae. The record is from RefSeq and is marked provisional.